Messenger RNA from Cordyceps militaris CM01, 2640 nucleotides. Its product is annotated as phosphatidate cytidylyltransferase, putative. Gene Ontology annotation, molecular function: dolichol kinase activity. Gene Ontology annotation, cellular component: endoplasmic reticulum membrane. Lineage: Eukaryota; Fungi; Ascomycota; Sordariomycetes; Hypocreales; Cordycipitaceae. The transcript is spliced from 2 exons. Gene Ontology annotation, biological process: dolichyl monophosphate biosynthetic process. Bases 1 to 2640 code for a protein of 879 amino acids. The record is from RefSeq and is a predicted model, not a curated record.
AUGGGUGAGCCCAACUCCAAAGAGCUUCUCGGCGUCGUCGACUUUGACGAGCACGUCCACCUGCGCGCCCUGAACCGCUCGCCGCAUCCCUAUCACCGCGGCUCCCACGAGAUACUCUCCAACGACUACGACCGCCUAGCGCCGCCGCCCACAACCACGCGCCACGUACCACCUUCGCCGACCUUUCCCAAAGAUUCCACAUCUGUCAGUGACAGCGGCACCGAAGCCGACGAUGAGCACUUCCUGCGCGGCCUUCCCGCACCUAGGGUGAAGCUACACAAGGGGCUGCGCGGCCGCAACGAGGUGCUGUCGGGCACGGCGACGCCUGUCUCGCCGUCCAUCAUAGAGGAGGAGCAGGAGCCGCUGCUCGGAAAGGACGCGGCCGCGAAAGUGAGCGCCUCGGGGAGUGUCCUGUGCAGCCCGCUGCGGCGCUAUCGCAAUGUCGUGCGCCGCCUCACCGAGGGGGGUAUCAUGGCCCUCCUUGGCGCAUUCGUCACCAGCAACUCGCACGUGGCACCUAUAUACCAAAAAUGGAACAAGGAUUUUAAGCUAUUUCUCGCCCUUGCCGCGACGCUCACAGCCGUCUACCCUCUUCGAGUUCUACUAUGGUCAUAUCGCAAACGAAGCCCACGGCGAUGGCUACCACUUACCAUCCCCGCCAACUUCGACCCUGCGCCGCUACUAUACCCACCAGCUAUCACAAUCCUGGUGUCACUUCUCAUUUCCGUUGACAACGUAACCGUGUUGCUGCCCAAUCUCAUCCUUAGCAUCAGCGCCCUCCCACAGCAACUCUUCCCGAAGCUCGAACACACUGCGUACUACGACACGCUGCAAUGGGCAGUGACAUGUCUUCCUCUGCUCUGGGGGAAAGACCAUGGCAGCUAUCUGCACCAAGAUUCUGCCAAUCUGCCCAUGUCGGUAGAAGCUAUUGUUCUGCUGUAUCCCUUGCACAGAACCCUCUGCUUGCUCCUGCACUGCCUGACCACAACCAGCCUACUUACAGCCGAGCUUCAGCUGCUCUCCAUUGCUCUCAUUGAUAUCCUCGUCCUCGGCAAGUCGCCGCAGAUGCAAAUUCUCAAGGCGCUGCUCUGGGGAGGCGGCGUCGGUGUCCUCGUCCUCUGCGGCGCGGUGAUCCGAUGGGGAAUCGCGCUCGCCCGUGUGCCCAAGUGGCGCUUCCGCCGACUACCCAGUAGCCAGAAGCCGCCCGUCUGGAAGUCCCUACUACGGCUACUCUCUCUACGACGACUCCGCGCCGAGUUGCGCGGCCUGCAGCCUGAGGAUCCGGCGUACUCGACGUCGUACUCGUCCGAGGAUGAGGCCGAGAACGGACCCCCGUUUCGCCCGCCCACCAGAGUACGAACUUUGGGUCCCAUGUCAACGUCCCUCGGCGCAGAACCUAGCACGGCGGUGGGUACUACCGAGUACGACGAGGAUGGCAUAGAGGGCAUCUCGCGACGACACACGCUGCCCAUCCUAGACCAGUUGGCACGUCGGGCCAACGCGCAUACACCUUCGGGCCGGCGAAAACGCGCAACCUCAAUGUCUGUCCGACCAUUUCUCAAACUCACGUACGAGCAAGCCACAAUCCGGAAAUGGACUUACGCGGCCUACGUGUACGCUUGCAUUGUCCUGCUGAUCUUGGUUGGCAUCCGCACCUACGUCGCGCGCUACGCGCUGUCGAGCCAAGAGCCCAUCGGCUGGGCCCUGGGCUACCUAUUCGGCGACAUCCCGUGGUUCCGUCUGCAAGUCGUGACGGCGAAUCUGGAACGAUGGAUAUGCCUUCCCCCAAACCACGUCAAUACACCGGACGCCGCUGUUGCCGGCCUUGGUUGGGUCGAGAAGCUGCGCUUGCAGCACUUUGGUGCCGCCACGACACGCCUCCUCCUCAGCGGCUACUGGCUUGCCAUACUAUUCGCCGGGCUUCUCGUUGUCUUGCAUCUCAAAGACACCUACGAGGUCGACACCCGCCGCAAGGUCUUUCACUUUAUGAUGGUCGGCAUGUUUCUGCCCGCGCUUUACGUGGACCCGACCUAUGCCGCGCUCGCGCUCGGCCUGAUCCUCGCCAUAUUCCUGAUCCUCGACCUGCUCCGCGCCAGCCAGCUGCCGCCGCUAUCCAAGCCCAUUGCCAGCUUCCUGGCGCCCUACGUCGACGGCCGCGACUUUCGCGGUCCCGUCGUCAUCUCCCACAUCUUCCUCCUCAUCGGCUGCGCCAUCCCCCUGUGGCUGGCGCUCGCCAGCAUCGGCCGCGUGGGCCAGGGCUACGUCGCCGGCUGGGAGGCUCCCACGCGCGACGCGAGUAUGCUAGCCGGCGUCAUCUGCGUCGGCCUCGGCGACGCGGCCGCCAGCCUCAUCGGCCGCCGCUACGGGCACCGCAAGUGGCUCUGGGGUGGCGGCAAGAGCAUUGAGGGCAGCGUGGCGAUGGCGGCGGCCGUGUGCGUGGGGCUGGCGCUUGCGAGCGCGUGGUUGAGGGUGGGUGGGUGGCCGACGGCGGAUGAGCCGCUCGGUGUGCUGGCGGCGGCGAGAAACGCAGGCGUGUGCGGCUCGCUGGCGAGUGUCACAGAGGCGGUCCUGACGGGCGGUAAUGACAAUGUCAUUGUGCCUGUUGUGCUGUGGAUGUGUGUCAAGAGUUUGGGGGUGUAA